UUCAAAAUAGAGGUCCAAAUUUUAAUUUCAAAAGCCCAAUUCCCAGAUUCCCCCGCCACCGCCGCAAUGUCCACCGCCCCUCACCCUUCGUCCACCAACACCACAGCCGUAGCCGCAGCCGCAGCCGCAGCCGCAAACUCAGUACAGCUGCCAGCACAAUCCCUAACCCCUUUCCCCCCUCACCAUCGCCCCUAUCCUUUCCCCCUCAGGUCUCCAUCCCAACAGCAAAAUCAACAGAUUCCUCCUCCUUCCAAACAAGACCACUCUCCUCAUUCUAUUCUCUACCCAGUCGCCUCUUCCGGCAGAGGUUUUAUUCCAAAAUCCGUUCGCCUCGAUCAGGCGGUCACCGUUGCGAGCCCCAACUUGUACUCUGCAAGAUCUCUUGUUGCUUAUCCCCCUCCUCCUACCCAUGUCCACUUCGUGCAGCAGCUCCCUCAAGUUGGUGGGGUUGGCCCGGAAGCAGUUAAAGGGAUUCCUAUUCCAGUGCACUCAAAGGUUGGUCGGUCUUCAUCUUCUGUUCCAGAAAAUAAUGGAUAUAAAAACAUGAGGGAUAGAAACAGAGACGAAAGCCUUAUCAAUAUAAGAAAUCGAAAAGUCAGAAUAACAAAUGGGACUUCUUCUCUUUAUGUACUUUGCCGCUCAUGGUUGAGAAAUGGUUUUCCUGAGGAAAGCCAGCCGCAAUAUGGAGAUAUUGCAAAAUCUCUCCCACAACCUUUACCAAUGCCAGUGACAGAUGACCUGCCAAAUGAAAGGGAAGGAGUAGAACAGGAAGAGAAGGAAGAGGAAUCCAUGGAGCAUUUAUCAGCUCAAGAGUUGUUGAAAAGGCAUAUCAAGCGUGCGAAAAAAGUCAAAGCAGGGUUGAGGGAAGAACGGUUAAAACGAAUUGCACGAUACAAAACUAGGCUUGCUCUUCUCCUUCCUCCACUUGUCGAACAGUUUCGGAAUGAUGCUGCUUCUGGUAACUGAUGCACAUGGCAUGGCAUUAUUAUUAGAAAUCAUUAAUGUUGGAGUAAUACACCUGGCAUCUAUUCCAUCUGUACAUGAUCCUGUAGCUGUUGGAGAUAGAAGGCUUAAAAAUGUUUGUGGUUGAGACAAUGGGGAAAGUUUAGCCUUGGUUAAGUGUUCACAUCACAUAAAGCCUUGGCAAGUUUCAUGGUGUCAGAUUGCAGUAAAGAAUUUACGUGUCCUGUGAAAUGAAGCUGGAAUCUAGGAAUCUGAUUAUCGUUGUUGAUAUUCUCUAGAGAUGUGAGUUGAGCAUCCAAAGUGGAUUAGCACAGCAGCCUCGGGGUGUAUUAAUUAAACUGUUCUUAAGAGCGCAGUGGUAUUAGACUAUUAGUGCUCGUUAUUAUACUCAUCCUCCUUUUUUUUUUCCCCCUUCUUUUGAUAUUUUCGGUACGUAGAAUGAGUAUGCUUAAUACCAUCAGUAAACAACAUAGUGACUGGAGUUACGCUCCCGAGUCUUCAUCGUUUGGACAUGCCUGACCCAUUUUCUUCCAUAGAUAUUGUGGUAAUAGUACGUUAAAAACACAGCUCUGCGUGCAGACCUUGUUAAGGGACAACUGAGCGGAUCAAAAACGCAUUUCU
Messenger RNA from Rubroshorea leprosula, 1584 nucleotides. Lineage: Eukaryota; Viridiplantae; Streptophyta; Magnoliopsida; Malvales; Dipterocarpaceae. The record is from the annotation of a GenBank genome assembly.